AUGGUGUUGAACUACGUAAACGAACGACUCCUGGAAUGCGCCGUCUGGUACACCCUCCAUAUCAUCAUCUACUUCAUCUUCUUGGUGGUGCUAUCGGGGCACGUCUACUGGAAGACGCUCACAAAAGCGAUUAUUAUCAGCGUCUUCGUGAUUUUCCUCUUUUUCAUAACCACCGUCAAAGCUGUGAGAAAGGUGCAGAUCGAGGAAAGCUGUUCCGGUUGGGCAGUGGCGGGCCUGGUCCUGAAUUACGCGACAUAUAUCACCACCGGGUGCUACGUUUGGCUGCCGGUCGCCUUCGAGUCCAACGGCUUUCACAUGGAGAUCAAGAACAUCAUCCUGCGCAUCCUGCCGAUAUUGACGAUCAUCUCGGCCUGGGGCAACUUCCUCUACGUCCUUCGAAAGAGCCCCUACGGCAUCUAUAUCUUCAUGAUGGCCCGAAUUUUCUGGUCUUUUGCCAGGGGCCGGAAUACCACAUCAUCGGUUCCGACGCUAAUCAUCGUCGUGCGCGCCAUCGCCAAGACCUCGAUGCGAACACCAUUCGAAACCAAACAAUGGCUGCCAGCCCUGGUCGUUGUCGUCUUCGAGGUCGUGGCCGUGAUUCUGCUCAUGAACCUGAUGGUGUCGCUAGCCGUUGGAGAUGUCAGCGAUCUGAGAGACUCGGCGCUGGAUAUGAUGCUUCAGAUUAAGGUCCACAACGCCGUCCUCGAUGGCGUCAACGUCUUCCGCGUGGAGACCGACUCGGCCUGGUUGGGUGACCCAGAUGAUGGACAUCCAGAUCGUCGUCACCCGCCGUCCAAGCCGAGAGAGAACCCCUUCAACUCCAUCUUCCGCCAGAAGCGUCAAAACUUUGCCGGACUUCCGGCCUGCCCGGACAGCCUGGACCUCCCGGAGCCCCUGGUGACGACAACAAGCAGACCUACGCCCCGCUCACUUGCCCGCCCCAGGACACCGCCUGCAUCAAGUGCCCCCAGGGCCCGCCUGGACCCGCUGGACCCGACGGAAACCAGGGACCUGCCGGCCCGGACGGACAACCUGGACCUGCCGGAAACCCCGGCAACGACGACCAGCCCGGCCCCGCCGGCCCGGCCGGAGAUUCCGGAGCCCCCGGCCAGCCUGGAGGCCCCUGGACAGCCAGGAGCCCCCGGAAAAGAUGGACAACGCGGAAAGGGACAGCCCGGACAGAAGGGACCGGCUGGACAGCCUGGACCACAGGGACAACCUGGACAGAACGGAAACGAUGGACAGCCUGGAGCCCCUGGACCUCAGGGACCCCCCGGCCCGGCCGGCAGCCCCGGAAACGCCGGUGGAGAUGGACAUCCCGGUGGCCCUGGAGGCCCCGGCCUUCCCGGAACGGAUGCCGCCUACUGCCCCUGCCCACCUCGCUCGGCCGUGUUCGUCAACCGCUUCGCCAAGAAGCAC
This is a messenger RNA of Mesorhabditis spiculigera, 1419 nucleotides long. NCBI's taxonomy places the organism in Eukaryota, Metazoa, Nematoda, Chromadorea, Rhabditida, Rhabditidae. The record is from the annotation of a GenBank genome assembly.